Molecule: messenger RNA, 8054 nt
Organism: Lytechinus variegatus (green sea urchin)
Lineage: Eukaryota; Metazoa; Echinodermata; Echinoidea; Temnopleuroida; Toxopneustidae
Gene: ddhd1
Product: phospholipase DDHD1-like
Exons: 12
Coding region: 661-2883 (740 amino acids)
Cellular component (GO): cytoplasm
Molecular function (GO): glycerophospholipase activity; metal ion binding
Source: RefSeq, a predicted model, not a curated record
GGGUUUUUAACAUCAAAUUCAAUUAAAUUUUUUAUUUAAGGAUGUAGGCCCCUAUUACAAUUUGAAAAAAAGGAUUGAUUUUUGGUGGCGUAAUGCAGAAUUUAAGGGUCCUCCCCCGGAUCCAGACCGCGCUAAUUCUUCAGACGUCACUGUUUAUCACCAAGAGCUGGACAUAGAGGAACAGAAGAUCCUGCGUCCAGAACUGAACCUUGUGUAAAAAAAUAAAAUACCGGCGUAUAUGGACCAAACUUUAUCCCGCACACAAGCUAUUAUUAGGCCUAGAUACCGGGCGGCGCGGCUGCACUGGCGCUGCGAUGGCAUCGAUAUGGCCGGUAAUUCACGCCGGGCGCGCAGGCAGCCGCGACGUGCAGCACACGCUUGCGCUUAACUUCAGGCCAAGACAAGUUAUAAACAGCAGCUUCUAUUAUUGUUGUGUUCAUUUUCUCUUCAAUACGGUAUAUAUUGAAAAGCAGUUUUCAUUACAAAUUAUUUUAGACUAGAGGUGAAAGUUGGACACUCACCGUACGUACACUGUUACCAGAGAACCCAGAGAUCAGACGUAGCCAAGAUAAAGUCCAGCCAGAAUUUGGUUUAGAUUUCAGUGUGGACGACAGUGCCAUAGUCCCAUACGGUUUAGAGAUUCCACCUCGUUAUACAAUCAUGCAGUAUCCAACACCAGGAGACAACUUCCCGGACUACACUUCAUCUGAUUGGGAAGGAAGGUCAUCCGAUGCUGCUGACACGAGCAACGAUAGCAACCUUGGCUUUGGCAUGGACCUUGACAACUCUGGUGUGACCUUCAAAAUAACAUCAGAUGGCCCAACUGACAAUAGAGAUGAAGACAUGCCUGCUAAGCCUCUGCAGAAGCCUAAGCCUCCCAGACCUCCACCUCCGCGUAAACCCAGACUAGAUCCAUCCUCAUCAAAGAUGGAGAAAGUAACCGACCUUGUGGUGCAGAAAGUACGCUGGUUGUACAGAGAAGAGAAAAAAUGGGUUCCUUUCAUUGGUUAUGACUCGUGCCAGAUGGAAUGGAAGUACAGGCAGGCUAAGCAACAAUUGAAGCAGAAUGAAGAGGGAAUGGAUGUUGAUAUUGAGACUGUUGCUGUCAGAGGGGGACUUUAUGAAGUGGACAUAGUGAGGAGAAAAUGUCAUGCUAUCUACUGGUCUGAUGACACUGUGGAUGUGAUGAGAGGAACAUGGUUUUAUUCUAGUGGCACAGAACCCAUUGAAGAAGGAAUGGCUAAUGAUAUUGAGAAGGAACACCUUGACUUGUUUUCUAGAGAUGAUGCUCCUGAGCCCCCUCUCCAACCAACCAAAGGAACUCAGAAAGCGAUGCAUGAAUUGUGCUUCAAAGACUGUCAUGUUGACUGGUACUCCAAAGAUGCUGUAUAUUUCUAUAGUAACUCUACAAGUUCAAGAAUUGCAAGGUCCAUAGGAAACACGCUUGGAUUUUCUAAAGCAUCUACAAGUGGGUAUAAGUUAAUGCGUGGAUACCCAACCCCAGCCAGCCUUGAUGACAAGCCCCCUCCCAUCUCUCAUCUUGUCUUUGUUGUCCAUGGAGUAGGGUAUGUGACAGACAAGAAAGCCAUCAUAAAGAACUGCUCAGACCUUAGAAAAUCAGCCACCAAAGCCAUAGGAAAACACCUGCCAGACCUUGUCUCCCCUGCAUCUACCCAUCGUGUGGAGUUCCUACCAGUAGAAUGGAGAUCAAGCCUAAGGCUUGAUAAUGGUAUGGUCUCAGCCAUUACCCCUCACAAGGUGAAAGGCCUCAGGGUUGUGCUCAACAGCACAGGCAUGGAUGUGCUUUAUUACUCUAGCCCCCUCUACAGAUCAGAAAUUAUACAGUGUGUGCAAGCAGAGGUGAACAAUCUGUACGAGAGAUUCCGGCAGCGUAAUGAGGGGUUUGAGCCUAACGGGGGCAAGGUGUCCAUAUUCUCUCACUCCUUAGGAAGUGUCAUCAUGUAUGACAUCAUCACUGGUUGGAAUCCCAUCCACCUCUAUGAUCAGUACCUAUCACACGAGCAGAGUCCACACCCAGACCUUAAUGCGAUAUCUCCUGAUCAUCAUGAUCUAGUGGAAGAACUUCAUCAAGCUAGAAUAAGAGUAUCUAGUCUGGAGAAGCAGCUUCUUGCUACGAACCAGAUUGCUGCAGCUAUCAAUAGACCAAAGCUUAACUUCAAGGUGGAGAAUUACUUCUGUGUUGGUUCUCCCUUAGCUGUGUUUCUUGCCUUACGUGGAGUGCGCCCCCAAGGGAAUGGAUCAAUCUCUCACAUCAUACCUAAAGCUGUGUGCAGUAGACUAUUCAACCUAUACUACCCAAGUGACCCUGUGGCAUACAGGCUGGAGCCUCUGAUACUGCGUCACUACAGCACCAUCUGCCCUCUUCAGAUCCAUCGCUUUGAGGGUAAGCAGGUACCCUACCACACUCUGAAAACCACUGCCCUGCCAGUAGCUCUUAAAACCAGUGAAGAGAUGAAAGGCAUUCAAGAAUCAGAUACUGAGACAUCAGAAGAGAGGACUUCACCUGGAUCGUCUACUUCAUCCUCACCGCAACAUCUACCAAAGGGGCAAACUGGAGCAUUUACUGGAAUGAAAGCUUGGUUUUCAAAGACGUCUGAGAAGUCUCCCGAGCUAGAGGCCCUGGAGGACAUGGAGAGAGCUAUACUAAGGAUAGAAAACAUGGCAGAUAGCAAUGAUAAGGUAGAGGAGGAUGAAAUGGAGAGUGUGGAAUUGGAGCACAGAGUUGAUUUUGAAUUAAGAGAGAGUAACCUAGGAAGUUCCUAUCUUUCAGCACUCACCUCUCACACAUCAUACUGGACUGCAACUGAUGUGGGUCUCUUUGUUGUCUCUCAAUUAUUCCCGGAUUAUGCCUUCUCAGAGUAGACAUAAGCAUUGCUGAGUACAGAAGGUCAGACUAACCAUGAGGAGAUUUUUUUUUCACUCUGGCAGGAUUUGAAGUCCAUAGCAGCGGUGACAGCAGUCGAUAUUCAAUGGUCAAUAUUUCAAUCCGAAGAAAAUGAUAUCAAGUAUAAUAUGAAUAAGAUGAUAUAAAAGCGCAGUUGAGUGUAUGCACAUAGUAACUGCACUAUAUUAUUAGUAUUAUAAAAAAGAUGUGUACUUAAAACUGAAAUUUCUUCUUUGCACAAUUAAGAAAUUUAAGUGAUAACCUCAUGAGACUUUAACAUUUGCAUGGCUAAAGACUUCUCCAGACUUCAUCUGUUUUUUCAGGCCAGAGAUGAGGUUGUAUCUCUAGCAGAUUGACAAUCCACGAGAAAAUGAUUAUACAUUGCAAGUAUAUGUUGGAUGUUUUCUCUCAAAAGUACUCUUGGACUGUUAAUCUAUCAGUGGAGAUUGAAUAAGACAAAGUUUCUUGAUUGUGUGAAAUUAAAAUCUGCCUUUAGAAUUAAGCCUAUGAGAUGAGCUUCUUUAAGGCUUUGUAUAUUGUGCAAUAAUUGAUUCAAUAAUUUAAAAUCAAAAUUGAAGUUGAUUGUAGGCUUGAUAAUCCUUUACCUUUGUUUAUCCAAUGAAUUGGUGGUAGGAUUUUGCAAUGAUGAGCCUGAUCAGAAAUAUUUCACUGCUGCAAAAAAUAUCUGAGAUUGAACAAUUUCUUGUACUUUUAAUUACAUCAGUUGGAGCUCAACAAUCAAUUUUGAUGGGGGAACAGAGAGAAGAAGUAAAAGAGAUAAAGUAAAUAAUGCAUUGACUUUAUCUUUAGAGAGACCCGACCCGACAGCUUUUACAAUUCAAUUAGUGUAUUGCAGAAAGGGACAGCCUGUAAAAGUAUUGUCAUGAUUCUGAUGUUGGCUUACUUGAGAUCCAUGACACUCAAAUUAGUUGUUUGUGGUAGUUUUAGUACCUCUACACAGCAUAGUAAGGUUAAAAUUGUUUCAAUAUGAAUUGAUUAAAUGCAUUGCCUUUUCAGUUCACAAGAUUGUCUAAAUUAUCAUGUCAAACAAUGUGUGUGUAUGUUUAGCAGCAUUCAUAACAAACAUCAACAGUAUUCGCAUUAGGCAGAACAAGAGCUUUAAAAAAGGAAUUUUGUUAAUUUUAUGAAAACUUGGGAAGUAGUUUUGUUGUUUUUCUUUCAUGUUAGAUUAACUGAUUUUUUUUCUGACAGCUUUUGAACAUUGUAAAUUUUCAUUACCUGAAAUGAAAAAAAAAAUGGUAUCUUUUUCAUAAGGAUUAAUCUCAUCUUCAAAUUUAAAACUUAUUGAAAAUGUGUAGAAUCAUAAUAUUUAUGAUUUCUAAAACUAUCCACUUAUUCUGAUACACCCUUUCAUGAAUUCAUCUUCGAGUGUAAAUCCAAUUUCAUAAAACUUAUUAUAAUAACAAAUUUGCAAUAACAAAUAAAAGCUAAUGAAAUCAUUCAAUCUGAUUGGCUGAUACAAAAAAUUUCAUUAUAGAAAUUGUCAAUUUGCUAUUAUAACAAGUCCUCAUAAAAUGGGACCCAGAAUGAAUAAAGCUCGGAAUAAUGCGGUUGAAGAAUUGCAUUCAUGAAUUUAGAAAAAGUGUGCAUUCAUUGUUUACGAGUGCAGGGAGGAAAGACUGCAACUUUUCUUCAUGGAGCAUCAGUGCAGUGUCUGCGCAUGGGAAUAAGACCUUCAACCACAGAUGAAGCUGCAUUUUUUCUAGAAUUCCAUUCGUGAAUUCAUGUAGAUAUAUAGACAUUCGAAUAAAUGAGUUGGGAGUCCGGAUCAAGUGCAGAUUGAGUCCUAAAAGCAGCAUUUAAAUAUUGUGGAAUUGUUCUUGUCCUUGGCCAUUCAUGAAUUGAAACAAGCCGCCUCCGUAUCCCCAUCCACAAAUUCAUCAAAGGGGUAAAUAUUACACAAGGGGAGUGUUCUAAUUCAUAUGUAGGCAAAUCCAUGCAGUGUGUACGUCCCACCCCCUAGUUGUGGGACCUACUUGAAAUAAUUUUUUUUUCUGUUCUCUCGUUCAUAUGAAAUGUUAUAAUGCUCCUGAAUUAUUAUGGCUUGAGGAAUUCACAGGGAGAAGUCAAAUUGGGAUGAGAUGGACAGAAAGGUUAAUUAUUGUAUGGAUAUGCCCAUUUCAAUAUUGUUGUUUACACAAAGGAAUUAUAUUAUGUUUGGAUGUUUUAUUGGCAAACUCAUUAAUUGAAAAGUUGUAUAUGUCCAUUAAAGGUGAUUUAAGUAUCAAUUUCGUUUGUGAUAUAUAUAUGCCAAAGCUUGCUUGCCUUUGAUUUAUGUGCUUCGUUCAAUUCAGAUUAGCUUAUUGCUUAUAUCAAAUUAUGCAAAUGUAUUAUGUGUUUUCAUGAUAAUGAAUGUUUGCUUGCGUUUAACUUUUUAUGCACUGAAAGUACUCAUUUGCCACUUAUAUUGUUACCAUAUGAAAAACUGAAUUAGUGAUUGACAAUGAGUAAUCCUUAUACUUGUAUCUUCUCUUGGUUAUUCCAUGAAAUGCAGUGUUUAUAUUCCCACAAGGAUUGUUGUACCAAAAUUACACGAAUGAAAUAAUGUAGAUCAUUCAUAAACUCUACAACAGGAUUGUAGAUGUAUUAGAUAUGUGUAUAUUGCUGAAAAAAAAUUUAUACUGAGAUAUUUUAUUUGAUUACUUAUAUGGCAAUGUUAUUUAAAAAUUAUUUAUAUAUUCUAUAAAAUUCAGGUUUGAAGGGUACUUGUCACCAUAUUUAUGGUAUUUUUUUCUGUCAGUUACUGCCUCUAAAUUUCUGGGUCUCACAUUCCACCUUAUAAUGCUAGGAACAUUUGUUAAUUUCUAGUUCGACCUUUUGUUGUUAGCGAUGGGUCGAUAUUCACACUGGCAUAGCAUCAAAGUGGAAGAAUGGUAUGUAGAAAAGUUUAACCUAGUGGUGAGUUACAUCUGUAUUUUAUAUUAUAAUCUAGUUAGCACACUUGUAUUAGCUUUGAUUGCAUUUAUCAUGACAACAGCUAGUCUCUAUUCAUCUAUAAGGUAUCCAAUUUCUCUUUUACUUUCUUUUGUAAAAACAAUAAAUUUGUAAUGUAAUUGUUGGUUUCAAAGGACAUUUCUGCACAUUUCAUGAAUUAUGUGAAAUAUGUUGGUGUGUAAUUCUAGAAGAAAAAAAAAUUAGCCUGAUGUUUAUAGAUGUCUUUCAUAAAAGAAUGGGUGAUUUCAGGUUCAGUGUUGGAAGCUUGUGUUGGCGCUGGGUUAAACCUAGCACCAGCCACAACACAAUAUACUUGAACUGAGAUGGGUGCUUUCCACAAUACUGUUGUGCUAUCAAUAGUCUGUUAUUGUUUUGUAGACCCAUGUUCAGUGUGAGUGAGAAUGACAGGCCUGGUUAUAGCUGGGAUAUGUCACCCAGUAAAAAGCUUUCAUUUUUGUACACCUGCAUUUGGUGUUGAAGUCUGGCGUUGAAGUUUGGCUUAAUAGAUCAUUCACAUUCUCAACACUAGCAUUAACACCAUCACUGAAAUCACCCAAUGUCUGUGUUGUGAUCUGUGCAGCUGAUGCUACUGAAGCUCUUUGAAACCAGACUGGUGCCCUAUAUUGUCAUGCACAUUUAGUGGCUUCUUAGCACUUGCAUUCACGCUUGUCAUUAUUAAAGUAUUAGAGUAAAAAGUGAAAAAUUUAUUUUACUUGGACUUAUCAGAACCAGACAGCCGUUUGUUAUUUCUUAGAUUUGUGGAUACAUGAUUUGACCAGUGUAUGCCAAACAGUGCAGCAUGAAAUGUGAUGGAACUCUUCUUUCUGACUUUAACUUGCUUUGAAGAAUUGUGGGAAUUUUUAGAGCUUAGAAUAGCAUGUAUUUAAGUUAAAUAUGCAAGUCAGCAUUGUCUGGAAGAAAUAAGCCAAAACUUCGAUGCACCUCAGAAAUAGCACAUUUUUUUUGUUUGGUCAGGGUCCUAAAGCUACGCACUACUCCAUUGCACAGCACAUGUAAUUUCAAUUGCAAAAUGUGCACUCGAGCUGUGUGUGGAGCUGUGGCUGCAGAGAGACGGACGAUUUCCAAAAGAAUUUUUCUACAACUACAGAGGCUGCAAUAAAUAAUUUAAUGCAGAGAAAACCAGCAACUGUUUGGAAUUUCAGAGUUGUUUUCACUUUAAUUUCAUAUUUUCCUACAAUAAUAUGAACAUUAUUUAGAAAUUUAAGCACCUUAGGAAAUACUAUAUCUUUGCAUGAUGAAUUGAGUGCAUAGCUUUAGGACCCCUUCUACAUCGGGCGGCGAAAUCAAAAGGUGUUGGGGAAAACACGGCAGGAUUUUCGUAUUACUGAGUUUUGUAAUAUUUUCUUCUUGGUAAAGUAUCUUCAGAAUAUUUACCAUGUGCAAAUCUGUGGAAGAUGAUUAUUCAAAAUAUUGAAAUUGGAAUAGUUAUCGUUUGUAACAAAGUGCAUACCUUUAGGUCCCCCCAUCAUACAAAUGUACUUGUUGCCUUUUUUUCUGUCAUUAUUGAAGUCCAUCUCCCACUGAGUGAUUAGUUGUGAUAAGAUUUGGCUAAUAAAUCAUUAAAAUUAGUUAAUUUACAUAAGAGUUGGCUCAUAUGCAUUAUUUAGCAUACACUGCUUCUUGUGCACUUUCUUGGGUUGCAGCUGGUCACUGUGUUAGGUGUGCUCUUAUUUAAGCAUUCCAUUCCUACAUAUAUGUAAGUGUAGUAGUAUUUAGGAGUAUUAUACAAUUAAUAUAAUUGACUUGUUAUAAUUUUGAUUAACAAAAUAUCAGCAAAAGUAAUCUUUCAUGUGUAUUUGUAUAUAAUUGGGAGAAAUGUAUAAUUGAUUAACAAAGUGUAUUUCUAUCUAUUUUUAUACUUUGUUGUAUUUAUUGAUCGGUUGCGUGAUACUGUUAAAGAACAUGCAUUUCUUCUUCCAACUACAUGUAUUUCUUGUCAUGAUACCUGUGCAAUUAUUACAGAACUUACAUUGUCUUAAUGUCUCUUAAAGCAAGCAUUGAUAAGCAAAGAAAUGUGUUACCAAAAAAAAAUUAUAUUGUAUUAGAAAUACUAAAAAAAAUCUGAACUUUUAGGAUAUCAGUUUGCAUAUGAUAUUAACCUGCAAUAUGAAAUGUGGUUUUCAGUACUGUACUUGCGUCAUCAGCUCUGAUGUUUAUUAAAAUCACUGCAAUA